UUCUUCUGAUAGGAAUUUCCAGUGUGGGCGGAGACUCGUGCAGGAAGUGUGUGUUUUUUACAGUGUUUUCACACACCGCUACAGGAGAAUUUCCACUUUUCUGAGGCUUUAAAAUACGAUGUGAAAUCAGAGAGAUAGAGCAGACGAGUCCUGCGCUGCAGAGGAGAGGAAACAACCCGCAAACAGAGCGAGUAACAGAGGGAGUGCUGCGCUAGCCUAGCCUGAAGCUAACUCACUAAAUAUAGUAAAGUUAAGUAUCGCUACAGAGAAGAGUGCUGAGUGUGCGUGCUGAUGUUCUGCUGAUUCAGGAGUUUUUCUGAGAGGAUUUUUAGCCUUAUAUCGGGCUAACUCUGGUUUGUUUCUUGGCGUAAACAGCCUAAAUAAUCUAAAGGGUUUGUCUAAAUGGCUAAAGUGAUUCUGGUGGACCUGUAUCACCCCGCCUGCUCUCAGUACGCUGUGUGUAUGGAGCAGCGUGUCAGCAGGUUGCAGCAGGUCAUCGGGGAGGAUGUGAAGGAGCCGGUGUAUCUCCUGCUCCAGCAGGAGGCGGGGGGUCUCUCUCAGGGGGCUCUCAUGGACAGACUGGUCAGUGUAAACAGUGGAGCAGCACGUGUCCUAAUGAACCCCAGCGCAGCUUCAUCCAUUCACUCAUUUAAACAGGCUGUGGACAGUCUGGAGGUCACGGAUGUGGAGGUGCUGACCUGCAGCCGCAGACAGGAGGUCCUGCAGGUGUACGAGCAGCUCCUCUUCACCCCCCUCUACAGCUUCCACUACCGCACUGAUGUGUUCGAUGACCUGCCCCCCUGUCCCCUCGGUCACCCCUCCUCUACCUGCUCUCAGAUCACUGAGGUCAAGGACGAAAUUACCACGUUUCUGCAGCGCCUCCCAGCGGUGAAGGGAGAAAUUACCAUUCUGAAAUCUCCACUAAUCUCAGACUGCUUUUCCCAUGGUUUUACAAAAAGAACAGGAGGCAUCUCCUCCAUCAGCACCUUGAGCUCCCUGAACCUGUUCAGCAGUUCCCGGCGCAGAGACUCCACUGCUGUGGUGGCUGAAAACCUCCGACGCCUCGGACUUCAGGCUGGCUUUGAGCCUCACCAGUUUCACCUCGCCAAGGUCAACCAUGCCAGUGAUGUGUGGGUAAUGAGCAAGCCUGCGCCCGAGAGCUAUGACGGGAUCGUGACCAAUCAGCCAGGAGUUGUCAUAGCAGCACCAGGAGCUGACUGUAUGCCACUACUCUUCACAGAUCCUGUGGCAAAGGUCAUCGGAGCAGCGCAUGCAGGCUGGAAGGGUACCCUCAUGGGAAUUGCCAUGGCAACAGUGAAUGCCAUGGUGCUGGAGUUUGGCAGCAAGCUCGUUAACAUAGUGGCUGUGAUCGGUCCGUCUGUUGGGCCCUGCUGUUUCACUAUGGAACCACACUCAGCCAGAGAGUUUCAGGCCAUCCAUCCUGACUGUGUCAGAAACAUGGACUCACCCAGGCCUUAUGUCGAUAUCCGGCUUGCCACCAGGGUCCUUCUAGAGAAAGGUGGGAUCCUCCCAGAGCACAUCCAAGACAACACAGUGACAGACCAACCCAACCUCACUCUGUGCACUUCCUGCCACCCUGACUCCUUUUUCUCCCAUGUUCGAGAUGGACUCAACUUUGGCACUCAGAUCGGCUUUCUGUGGAUCAAAGAGUCCCAUGAACGUAUACAACAUGAUCACUAAGAUGUAAACUGGUUGUUUAGCUGAAGAACUAAAGCACUAAAGCAGUUUACUGAUGCAUGUAGGACAUAAAGGGAGGUUUUUUUUUUUUUUAUUUAAAUUCAGAAUUCUGAACAUUUAUAGGGUUUAUCUUCCAAUGAAAGAAAUAUCGUAUUUUUUGCAGUGUAAGGCGAACUUAAAACCCUUUAAUUUUCCCAAAACUCGCCAGUUUAUCUUGUAUAUGAAUUUCACCUGUCAGGUUGUAAGGAGCAGUAAAGGCAAAUAGCAGUGUUAUACAGAAGUUUCAUAUUAGUUCAUAUUAGUAGCAUUAGCAUUAACCGCUUACUGCGCUCGCUAUUUCCCUGUUCAAAGGGUAGUAUUAUUAUCAGCCUGAAGCCUGCUGCUAUCUCCAGCUAGCAUUACUGGUGCAGCAUUAGUAUUACCUGCCUACCGCGCUUGCUAUUUUCCCGCUCAAAGGUGAGUAUUAUCAGCCUGUAGCCUGCUCCUAACCCCCGGCUAGCAAUGCUGGAGCUGUUAGUUGCUAAUGCUAAUGUAAUAGCUCCAGCUUUAGUACUGGAGAAUUUCGGUGAUCUAAGCUUACUGUAAAUAAACAGAAAUGCUUUACUCACCCAAAUAAACAGUUGAAAUAAGCAAUGAAAGUCAUUUUUUUUUAUUACAGUUUUGUUUUAGCUUAACUUUACUUAACUUAGUUAGCUUCCCCCCACCACCACUUAGCGGCGAGACCUGCUGAAUUAUAAGUUCCUUAUAAUGUCUCUUAAAAUACGCCUUAUAAUCGAGUGUGCCUUAUGUAUAAAAAUAGACCAGAAAAUAGAAGUUGGUUGCCUUAUAGUGUGAAAAAUACAGAAAUUUACAGGAUACAAAGGCUUCAAUGCUGCUAAGCAGUCACUUUCCAGAACUAUCCUAUCAGGUCUAGCUUUUAAUACACAGGUGCAUUAGCUUUUAUAGUAACCCACUUUUCCAAGCAUGUUUCUAUACAUGGUUCAUUUCACUUCUCAGGUAAAAAUGGAAUUUGCACUUUGAAACACCAUACAAGAAGGAUACGCCUACACAUGCAUUUCUGGACAAGCUGAAAGAUACAGAACUGUGGAAGCAUAUGGACUGACAUUUAGUGUAGUAAUGUAGUGAAAUUACAAAAUUUCACGUCAACGUGAUGUUCAUGAAGAGAUUACGCAACUUUAUACAGUUCUCACAAGUAAUGUUCUAUCCGUUACACCAGAGUUACAUACUGCAGCUAUAUAGCUAUACAGCAGUGCUUUUUUCCCUAUUAGAAGUCAGUGGAGCAUCAACGUGAUUUUAAUGAUGUUUAUAAAGUGGAGAUGGGUAGUUUACAUGUACUCAACUGAAGUUAAGAUGGUUUUAGAUUAGAGCUGGAAAUAUGGAAAUAUUUUUAUAUUACAAUAUAUUUUGUAGUUUCAGUCAAUAUGAGAUAAUUUCAAUAUCACAAACAAUAUAAAAGCCACGCAAAAACUUUGAAAAAUGGUGUGUACAAAACCGGUCUGUACUAACAAACUUUUAAUUAAAGAUUAAUGUCAGUUUGUGUUAUGCACUCUGUGCUGAAUAUUAGCCAGUGCUGACAGAUGCUGUAAAUAAUGUAUUUUGGAAUAUAAGAGAAAUGAUAUCACAUUUAAUGCAAUUGUUUUUAUUGUAAUAUACAGCUUUGGAAGAAAAACAAGAGACCACUUUAUUUUACCAAAUUGAAAACCUCUGAAAUAUAAUCAAGAGGAAGAUGAAUGAUCACAAGCCAUUAAAUCAAGCUGAACUGCUUGAAUUUUUACAUCAGGAGUGGCAUAAAGUUAUCCAAAAGCAGUGUGUAAGACUGGUGGAGGAGAACGUGUCAAGAUGCAUGAAAACUGUGAAAAAAAAUCAGGGUUAUUCCACCAGAACUUUAUGAUUAUGAACUUGUUUUCUUUGCAUUAUUUAAGAUCUAAAAGCUCUGCAUCUUAAUUUAUUAUUUCUAAUUUUCUGCAAAUAAAUGCUCUAAAUAACAAUUUUUUUUAUUUAGAAUUUGGGAGGAAUGUUGUACGUAAUUUAUAGAACAAAACAGCAAUGUUCAUUUUACUUAAACAUAUACCUAUAAAUAGAGAACAGAGAAACUGAAAGUUUCAGAAACUGAAGUGGUCUCUUAAUUUUUUCUAGAGCUGUAUAUUGAAAUUUUAUUGUUGCCUGGCCGUAAUUGAGAUAUACUUUACAUUUUGUUAAGUAAAUUAAGUUCUGAUAACAAUACUUUUACUUGAAUAUAAUUUUCUGUGAAUUCUUUGUUGCAUUGUGUUUAUGUUUUAAGUUUUGUUUACAAUUGAAUAUGAAAAGCUGUGCACAUUGGAUUAUGUCACAGGUGAUGUUAUGAAAGAAAUGUCUUGUAAUUAAGUAGGUCUAAAAGCUUGAUAAUUAAGAAAGUGUUUGCUGGACAAACAGGAAUAUAGCUCAGUUGUAAGAGGAUAGGCAGACUGGCCCUGUCAGCUUAUUUGCAGUGCUUUAAUUUGCAUUGCAAAUUUGUAAGAUUAUGGGAUGGAAAAGUGAUUGAAGCCUGCAGAUUGUUGUUUUGGGCUUUGCACUGCCUUAAUGGUGUAGUGUAGUUCCUGAGUUUUAAGGAAUGAAUUUAAGGAAUUAAUUAAAUCUUAUUAAAAAGGAUUAUUUGCUUAUGCUAAUGCACCAUAUAAACUGUUUGAAUGCUGUUGUGUGUGAAUUAAUAAUAAAAUGUAUAGAAAGAAUAAAAA
Molecule: messenger RNA, 4412 nt
Organism: Astyanax mexicanus (Mexican tetra)
Lineage: Eukaryota; Metazoa; Chordata; Actinopteri; Characiformes; Acestrorhamphidae
Gene: lacc1
Product: laccase (multicopper oxidoreductase) domain containing 1
Exons: 5
Coding region: 403-1701 (432 amino acids)
Molecular function (GO): copper ion binding
Source: RefSeq, a predicted model, not a curated record